This is a messenger RNA of Coregonus clupeaformis (lake whitefish), 2596 nucleotides long. Its product is annotated as glucose-6-phosphate 1-dehydrogenase. Gene Ontology annotation, biological process: glucose metabolic process; pentose-phosphate shunt, oxidative branch. Bases 130 to 1731 code for a protein of 533 amino acids. Gene Ontology annotation, cellular component: cytosol. NCBI's taxonomy places the organism in Eukaryota, Metazoa, Chordata, Actinopteri, Salmoniformes, Salmonidae. The record is from RefSeq and is a predicted model, not a curated record. The transcript has 14 exons. Gene Ontology annotation, molecular function: glucose-6-phosphate dehydrogenase activity; NADP binding.
AUUCGAUUGUGUCAGUUCGACAGGGACGAAAGAAACUGCAAUACAUUUUGGGGCUUGUACAUUUACGGAAGUAUCGGGCGAGGAUAGCUCUGUUAUCGAAACAUUCUCAGCUAAUAGUUUGAUUUGGAAAUGGCUGGAAAGAGACCUGCCAGUGUUGCCAUUGCACAACAAGGAACUGGAAAAAUGAGUGCCAUUCCCCUCUCUCGGUCUGAGGUGUUCGGGGAGCUGCGGAAGGAGCUGCAUGAGGAUGAAGAGUUCCAUCAGUCUGACGCUCACAUCUUCAUCAUCAUGGGAGCAUCGGGGGAUCUAGCCAAAAAGAAAAUCUACCCAACUCUAUGGUGGUUGUUUAGAGAUGGUCUCCUCCCUGAACAGACUCACUUUGUGGGCUUUGCCCGCUCAGACCUCACGGUGGAUGCCAUCAAAAAUGCCUCCAUGCCCUAUAUGAAGGUGGCAGACUCUGAGGCGGAGCGGUUGUCGGUGUUCUUCAGCCGUAACUCUUAUGUCAGUGGGAAGUACACGGAGGAGAGUGCCUUCUCCAACCUCCACACCCACCUGUUGUCCCUGCCUGGGGGGAGCGAGGCCAACCGCCUCUUCUACCUCGCCCUGCCGCCCAGCGUCUACCACGACGUCACCAAAAACAUCAAGCACCACUGCAUGAGUACCAAUAGGGGCUGGAACAGGGUGAUUGUGGAGAAGCCAUUUGGUCGUGACCUGCAGAGCUCAGAGGAGCUGUCCACCCACCUCUCUUCCCUGUUCACUGAGGACCAGAUCUACCGCAUAGACCACUACCUGGGCAAGGAGAUGGUGCAGAACCUCAUGGUCCUCAGGUUUGGGAACCGGAUCUUUGGGCCUAUCUGGAACAGGGACAGCAUAGCUUGUGUGGUCCUCACCUUCAAAGAACCCUUCGGCACCCAGGGCCGGGGCGGCUACUUUGACGACUUUGGAAUCAUCCGGGAUGUCAUGCAGAACCACUUGCUCCAGAUGCUCUCGCUGGUUGCCAUGGAGAAGCCUGCCUCCACCAGCUCUGAUGAUGUCAGGGAUGAAAAGGUGAAGGUGCUGAAGUGCAUUGCCCCCAUUACCAUGUCAGAUGUGGUGUUGGGACAGUACGUUGGUGACCCAGAGGGAGAGGGGGACGCCAAGCUGGGUUACCUUGACGACCCCACUGUACCCAAAGGCUCCACCCAGGCCACCUUCACCACAGCUGUGCUCUAUGUGCACAACGAGCGCUGGGAUGGUGUUCCCUUCAUCCUGCGUUGUGGCAAAGCCCUGAACGAGAGGAAAGCGGAGGUGCGGUUGCAAUUCACGGAUGUUCCGGGGGACAUCUUUGGAGCGCAGUGUCGUAGGAAUGAGCUGGUGGUGCGUGUGCAGCCCAACGAGGCCGUCUACGCCAAGAUGAUGAGCAAGAAACCAGGAGUGUACUUCCACCCCGAGGAGACUGAGCUGGACCUCACAUACAAGAGCAGAUAUAAGGAUGUGAAGUUGCCCGACGCCUACGAGCGUCUCAUCCUGGACGUCUUCUGUGGCAGCCAGAUGCACUUUGUCAGAAGUGAUGAGCUGAGGGAAGCCUGGAGGAUCUUUACGCCUCUCCUUCAUCAGAUCGAGAGCGAGAAGCCGCCCCCCACCCCCUACAUAUAUGGAAGCCGGGGUCCAACAGAAGCAGACGAGCUUUCAAAGAGGGUCGGUUUCCACUAUGAAGGAACAUACAAAUGGGUCAACCCCCACAGACUGUGAGAGGGGGAGGGGCCAGAGCGGGGUAAAUGAGCAGCAUCAUGUUCCAAUACUUUUGUCUUCUUUGGGUCUGUGGAGUUUCUGCUGUAUUGCUCUUUCCUUUCCAGACCUGUCACGGCAACAGUCAAGUGAGAGAUUAGGAUGGAUGUAUGGAAAGGAAGCUAUGUAAAAGUAUUGGAACAUAGACUAGGUCUCAGCUACUACAUGAAUGCUCUGUACGGUGACCUGGUGUCACUAGUGUCCAUCAGGUCUUAACUAGUUGGGAGGGCGGGAGGGAGCACUUAACCACUGGGGAAGAAGGGAGCGAGAGAGAAAACAACACUAGGCCAAUUCUGUUUCUCCCUCUUCUUCCUGAAGUGUGCACUCUUUCACUUCUCUUCAUGGAUUCAAAAGCUUGGUUGUGAUCUGAUUCGCUACCCUUCCACCACUUGUUUCCAAAAUACUCCUCAUAUUAGUCCAUUCCAUAAGGUGGAGUGUGUACAAGUGCAAAUUUAGGAUUGGGAGAAGGGUAGAGAAUAGGACUGCUGCCAUUGAAUGGAUGUAAGCAUGGGCUAGACAAUUUCCCACUGUCUUACACCUUGAGGGGGAGCGUACAAAUACCACAUUGGUGGUGUUUUUUUGUUUUUACUGUUAAGGUUAUCCUUUUGUUUUGCUCAAGCUAUUUUGGACCAAGGAAAUCAUGUUGCAUAGUAAUAAUACUUAUUGUGACUGUGAAGUGGAUGCAGAGGUCCAGAUUUCGGACAACAUUUUAGUUACGGCAAGGUCUGUCACAGGGUCAACAUGAUGCAGUCUUUAUAAUGAUAUACUAUGUUAUAGAUUGAACAUUCACAUGUUAUUUCCACAACUUGCAAUAAACCAGUCUUAUUUC